AACCACUCCCAGCUUCUAUGGUUCAUCAUCAUUUCCCCCCUCGCAUCGCCGCGUAAUUCCUCCCAACCCGACCUCGGCGUCGUCCGAAGCCCAGAAUGGCAUCGAGACCUCCUGCCGAAGGGCGUCCUGAAGUCGGCGAUAUCUUGGUCGUCAUCCACGACUUCCAAGCAAGGAGCUCUGAUGAAUUGAGUCUGGCCAAGGGCGACCGAGUUGAAUUAAUCGAACGAGACGAUGAGUUCGGUGAUGGUUGGUUUUUGGGUCGCCACAUGGUCAAUGGGAAUAAUGGCCUGUUCCCCGAGGUCUAUACAAGGGCAGCUCCCAAAGGUGUCACGGCGCCUGCCAUCGUACCGAAGCCCACUCCAAUCACUUCUAGCCCUCCUCCCUCUAAUGGUACACUCACGGAAUCGUCUCAACCGUUAAAUCCCACUUCCGCACCCGCGCCCGUGCCUGCGCCGCACGCGACACCAAAUCCCAAUCUGACCCCUUCUCUACCCGCCGACCAGAGCCCGGUCACGCUUCCUUUAAGCUCCGCAAAGCAGGAGAGUAGGUCUGUUUCUGCGCCAACAGCACAGCUGGCCCAUAAAUCCCCCGGCCAUGACGCUGCACAUGACACCUCAGCGCACUUUAAUCCAUCAUCAAAUCAGGACAGCCAGGUUCUUCACGAUACCUUGACCGUCAUUAAUGAACAUAUCACCGAUCUACACUCGACCCCACCAAAUGGCACCACGCACCAUGCGACAGAUUCUGGUAGCGAGUAUAGCUCUCAGAUGCAAGACCGGCUUUCAUAUAUUCAGGGUGAAGAAACGGAUGAGGAGGAAGACGCUCCGCAUAGUCGUGCUGAGGUUGAAUCCUGGACUCCUGAUGAUGUAGCCGAGUAUCUGUUCACAAUGGGAGUCGAGAAGAAGCACUGCGAGGUUUUUCGGGAUCAGGAAAUUGCAGGCGAAGUGCUCCUGGGCCUGGAUCAAUCCUCACUUUUUCUAAAGGCUUUCGAUCUCGGCUCUGUGGGGAGGCGCUUGAAGACAUGGCAAAAGAUUAAGGCUCUACAAGAUGAGGUGAACGGAGGUGGUAUUGCCACGCGACGACAAACAUAUGGCAGCGAUGCAGGGUCGGAAGAUUCGAGGGCAACUGGUAGGAGGAGGAGCCGAACCAGCACUCUAACAGGCACGCAGAGGCUUCCACCUAUUGACGAUCGCCCGACAUCCGUGCAUGCCAAACGUCUGUCCCAAACCCCUCGCUUAGAAGCUAUGACACCAAGUGGUCCCAUUUCCCCCAAGGGACCUCUAGAUAGUCCCACCAGGUCGAAUCAUCAGAAGAGGCCAUCAGCAGCUUCUGUGCGGGAUCUUCAUCAUUCACGAAGACAUUCCUCCACCGACUUCAGAAUUACUGUCAACCCUCCUGUCUCUACUGGCGGAACCCCUAAACUCUCCAACUCAGGGACCUUCCCACAGACGGAGACAAAUCAUAAAAAGCAACCGUCUUUUGAUCGAAAUUGGACAAUGGGGGCCGCACCUAUUGCGCAUCCACCUCGCCCAUUGUCUUCAGCGGGCUUCCAGGAUAUAGCCAACGGGUCCGAACCUGACAUCUCCCAAGAUUCUACUGCUGAUCUUGACCGGGGCUAUUUCUCUGGGACAGAUGUGGAUGGACGCCGACGUAACGUGCUUAAGAAGCGCGAUAGUCUCGCUUCUCAUGCUAUACAGUCCAGCUAUGCAGAACAGCAACGGGUCAGGAGUGCAACGGCACUAUCUAGGCGUUCCCGGUACGGCAGUGUUGGUUCGACUCGAGACAUGACCCCUCCAUCGGCUGCACAGAUGUAUUACGGCACCGGUGACGAUCACCGUCGAACCACUUCAACUACGACCACAGAUUCAUAUCGGCCACCUCCACCAGCGAAAGAUGGCCCGUCGCCAACUGUGACCAAACUUGACGGCGCAUAUAGUUCACCUACUACACUAGGUUCUCGGCAGGGAGGCCACGGCGACUGGCUAUCAAAUACUACCGGUAAGCUCACUGGAAUUGGUGGACUUCGGGCUAUAUCUGAUGCCGUCACCGGUUCCGAACGUUUGAAAUUCGGCUCGCCAACUGAAUCCAUCAAGGAUUCGCCAUUGCAAUCGCCGGCUAGGACAGGUUCUACUACUCCUUCGGGCGGACCUAGCUUUGAUCUAGAAUCUCCCGACGCUGGAAAGAGCCCCUACUCCACCACAACGGCCAGCAGUCGAAAGAGCGGGAAGAAGACAAAGAAAGAGACAAGCGCGUAUUUACGCGGCCUGCAGAAAGUUGGCCCUAGAGAGGCAAUGAAAGAUGCAGACUAUAGUGGAUGGAUGAAAAAGAAGAACUCGCACCUUAUGACGACUUGGAAACCACGCCUCUUCGUUCUGAGAGGAAGACGACUUUCAUACUAUUACUCAGAAGAUGAUACCGAGGAGAAGGGUUUGAUUGAUAUAUCCUUCCAUCGAGUGCUACCAGCUGAUAAUGAACGUUUGACUGGUCUGCAUGCGACCUUGACUGGUGCUAGCAACACCCCAAUGACGCCUGCUGACAGCAAUCUUCACACCCUUGCUGAGAGUGAUGCGGCGGCAGCGGCAGUUAUCGAGAAAGGGACUGAUUCAAUGUUCAUAUUCAAGCUUGUGCCGCCCCGAGCAGGCCUUUCCAAGGCUGUCAACUUUACCAAGCCAACAGUGCACUACUUUGCAGUACCCAAUCUCCAGCAGGGGCGGGCUUGGAUGGCGGCGUUAAUGAAGGCAACAAUCGAUCGUGAUGAAAGUCAGCCCAUGACUUCUACAUACCAACAAAAGACAAUUUCUCUCGCCAAGGCAAGGCAGAUGCGUCACCGGCCACCGGCCCUGAUGAAUCUCGACGAAAAAUUAGAAGAGAGCACGCAAGGCGACGACGAAAAGAAAGGUGGCUUAGGCAUUACUUUUGGCGAGGUCGACAGUGCGGUGUCCGGCAUAGAGAAGUCAGGAACCCAGAAACCAGCAGGAAGCGCUACAACCCUCAAAUCGUCCUUUAACCACGAACCAAGCGACUUGUCCUUUACGUCGUCACCCCAAAGCGCCUGAUCUGUAAUUCUGUUCUGGGAUGAACCCGGGCUUGCCACCUCUUCGACCAACUUCCAAUAUAGCAUUGAUGGCACACGAUACAACGCCAACUACA
Molecule: messenger RNA, 3150 nt
Organism: Xylaria bambusicola
Lineage: Eukaryota; Fungi; Ascomycota; Sordariomycetes; Xylariales; Xylariaceae
Exons: 3
Coding region: 96-3056 (986 amino acids)
Biological process (GO): actin cytoskeleton organization
Cellular component (GO): plasma membrane
Molecular function (GO): protein binding
Source: RefSeq, a predicted model, not a curated record